AUGGGAUACGAAGAUAAAUUACUAGGGCCAGCCUUAAAGUUUAGAAACUUCUUGGACAAAUUUCCGAACAUCCAUAAUGUCUAUAUUGUUGUUGGUAUUUCUUGUAUAUCUGGUAUGAUGUUUGGCAUUGAUAUUUCUUCAAUGUCUUUAUUCAUUGGAGAUGAUAAAUAUUUAGACUAUUUCAAUUCACCAGAUUCUACACUUCAAGGGUUUAUUACAGCAUCCAUGUCUUUAGGGUCUUUCUUUGGGGCCUUAUUUUCCGCAUUUAUAUCAGAACCUUUCGGUAGAAGAAUGUCGUUGAUGUUCUGUGCAUUUUUUUGGUGUGUUGGAGCUGCCAUUCAAUCAUCGUCACAGAACGUCGUCCAGUUAAUUAUAGGUCGUUUUAUUUCUGGUUUUGGUGUUGGAUUUGGAUCCUCAGUAGCCCCAGUUUAUGGUACAGAAUUGGCACCAAGAAAAAUAAGAGGAUUAAUUGGUGGAUUAUUUCAGCUUUCGGUCACUUUGGGAAUUUUGGUUAUGUUCUAUGUUUGUUAUGCAUUACAUUAUAUCAAUGGUGUGGCUUCUUUUAGAUUAUCUUGGGGGUUACAAAUAGUUCCUGGUCUUCUUUUGUUCAUUGGCUGUUUUUUCAUCCCUGAAUCACCUAGAUGGUUAGCAAAGCAAGGCUGUUGGGAGGAGGCUGAAUACAUUGUGGCAAUGAUUCAGGCCAAAGGCAAUAGGGAAGAUCCCGAUGUCAUGAUUGAGAUUACUGAGAUCAAAGAUCAAAUUUUGACAGAGGAAAAUAUUAAGGCUUUCACUUAUGCAGAUUUAUUCAAGCGCAAAUAUCUCCUUAGAACUGUCACCGCAACAUUUGCUCAAAUAUGGCAACAAUUAACGGGUAUGAAUACAUUAAUGUAUUAUAUUGUUUAUGUUUUUGAUAUGGCUGGCUAUCAGGGCGAUGCAAAUUUAAUUGCAUCUUCAAUUCAAUACGUUCUUUUUUUCGUUAUGACUGCCCCUUCAUUAUAUUUAAUGGAUAAACUUGGUAGAAGGCCCAUUUUGUUAAGCGGUGCUGCAUUCAUGAUGAUAUGGCAAUUCGCAGUCGGUGGUUUGCUUUCCACUUAUGCUGAGCCCACCAAUGAUGUUGGUGGAAAUGAUACUGUCAGAUUAAGGAUCCCAGCUGAUAACUCAACCGCUGCCAAGGGUGUAAUUGCAUGUUGCUAUUUGUUUGUUGUAUCAUUUGCAUAUAGUUGGGGUGUUUGUAUCUGGAUGUAUUGUGCUGAAGUUUGGGGUGAUAGCGCCUCAAGACAAAGAGGGGCCUGUUUUACAACUUCAGCUAAUUGGAUUUUUAACUUCGCGAUCGCAAUGUUUACCCCCUCUGCGUUCAAAAACAUUACUUGGAAAACAUACAUGAUUUUUGCUACGUUCUGCGGUUGUAUGUUCCUUCACGUAUUUUUCUUUUUCCCAGAAACUAAAGGUAAAAGAUUGGAGGAAAUUGGCCAAAUGUGGGAUGAAGGAAUUCCAGCAUGGAGAACAGCCGCAUGGGAGCCAUCUAUUCCAUUCUUAUCUGAUAAUGACUUGCGUGAAAAGCUAGAAGUAAAACACGUCGAAGAUUCAAACUCCAGUAAUUCGGAUGCUGAAAAGCCUAGUGCUGUCCAUAUUGCUUAG
Debaryomyces hansenii CBS767 is the source of this 1638-nucleotide messenger RNA. Its product is annotated as sugar porter family MFS transporter. The record is from RefSeq and is a predicted model, not a curated record. Gene Ontology annotation, molecular function: carbohydrate:proton symporter activity. Lineage: Eukaryota; Fungi; Ascomycota; Pichiomycetes; Serinales; Debaryomycetaceae. Bases 1 to 1638 code for a protein of 545 amino acids. Gene Ontology annotation, cellular component: membrane. Gene Ontology annotation, biological process: transmembrane transport; carbohydrate transport. The transcript has a single exon.